UAUAAAAAGGGGGACUGAACUAGGGUUGCAAUCAUCUAUCCAUUCCCUCUACCUCCGCAGCUCAACCCUAACUCCAUAGCUUGCUGAUCAGAGAUGAAUGUAGAGAAGCUUAUGAAGAUGGCCGGUGCGGUCCGCACCGGUGGAAAGGGUAGCAUGAGAAGGAAGAAGAAGGCUGUCCACAAGACAACCACCACAGAUGACAAAAGGCUUCAAAGCACACUGAAGAGAAUAGGGGUAAAUGCCAUACCCGCAAUUGAGGAAGUAAAUAUAUUUAAGGAUGACGUAGUUAUCCAGUUCACAAAUCCAAAAGUUCAAGCUUCUAUUGCUGCCAACACUUGGGUUGUUAGUGGGUCUCCUCAAACAAAGAAAUUGCAAGAUAUUCUCCCUGGAAUUAUUAACCAAUUGGGUCCGGAUAAUUUGGACAACUUGAGGAAGCUAGCAGAGCAGUUCCAGAAGCAGGCACCUGGUGGUCAGGGUGCCGGUGCAACUACGACUCAAGAUGACGAUGACGAUGAGGUCCCGGAACUUGUGCCUGGUGAGACUUUUGAAGCAGCUGCAGAGGAGGAGGGCCAUACCCAUACUUAAGAGGGAGUUGUAUAUGAAUUUUUGUGCAAUUUCCAUAAUAUUUUCAUGGGUUUUUCGGAUCUGGUUUGUAUUUUUUUUGGUUGUUACAUUUGAUGUUUAUUGUGACAUACCAGAAAGUUGUUAGUUUGAUGGGUAAAAACUCUUUUUACGUUUCAAAAAAUCGGUUAUCAGCUAUCGAUUAUGAUUAUUAGGUUACAUGUAUUGGAACCCUAAUGAAUCAGCUGCCCAAAAUGUUGAAACAUCAAGGAUCCCAUAUCUCAAA
Messenger RNA from Camellia sinensis, 847 nucleotides. Its product is annotated as nascent polypeptide-associated complex subunit beta. Lineage: Eukaryota; Viridiplantae; Streptophyta; Magnoliopsida; Ericales; Theaceae. The record is from RefSeq and is a predicted model, not a curated record.